AUGACGCCAAGCAUUCGAAUCCCCAAGGCCGAGGACUUCAAGUCCUUGGAACCGGCCCUGACCGUUGGCCUGCAUUUCCCCUCCCCGCCAGAGUCCACCACCGCCAUACUCAUCUUGUUCCACGGGCUCGGCGAUUCAGAGGCCCCCUUUGCGGGUUUCGCAGAGAGCAUCAACCUUCCCGGCGUCCUGGGCAUCUCGGUACGGGGCACCAGCCCGCUGCCGCCAGCCUUGCUCGGGCUGCCGCCAGACAGUGGCCCCACCAUGAACUUCCACUGGGGAGACGACCUGAACAUCGGAAGCUCGGGAGGAUUGGAUGCUGACCCUGGGUUCACCAAGGCUGCAGAUCUUGUCAUCAACAGGCUCAUCAGGGAGACUCUGAUGGAGAAGUGUGGAUGGGAGCUGUCUGACAUCCUCUUCUUCGGCUACGGGCAGGGUGGAUCACUGGCAUUGGGUCUGGCCUCCAAGAUCCGGGAGGGCCCUCAGGUUGAGGAGGUCAAGGAGGAUAAGGACGGCAAACCGGUUGAGACGGGCAAGGCAUUCAAGGGCGUCGUGUCUAUUGGAGGAGACCUGCCGCCGUCCAUGAUUCCGACGCUGAGUGCAAGGCCAAAAUCAGAGACGCCGGUCCUGAUUUGCCGCGGAAAGUCAUGCGACACCGUGGACGAAGAUGCAGUCGAACUGCUCAGGAAGGAGUUUGCCAACGUGGAGGAUGUCAAGUGGAACAAGCGGGACAGCACCAUGCCUUCCAGCCAGGAGGAGGUCUUGCCCAUGAUGAAGUUCUUUGCGGACCGACUGCGAACUGAUGCACUUUGA
This is a messenger RNA of Diaporthe batatas, 810 nucleotides long. RefSeq lists its product as uncharacterized. NCBI's taxonomy places the organism in Eukaryota, Fungi, Ascomycota, Sordariomycetes, Diaporthales, Diaporthaceae. Gene Ontology annotation, molecular function: palmitoyl-(protein) hydrolase activity; carboxylic ester hydrolase activity. The record is from RefSeq and is a predicted model, not a curated record. Gene Ontology annotation, biological process: protein depalmitoylation. The transcript has a single exon. Bases 1 to 810 code for a protein of 269 amino acids. Gene Ontology annotation, cellular component: cytoplasm.